Messenger RNA from Sciurus carolinensis (gray squirrel), 2474 nucleotides. RefSeq names its product transmembrane protein 119 (gene Tmem119). NCBI's taxonomy places the organism in Eukaryota, Metazoa, Chordata, Mammalia, Rodentia, Sciuridae. Gene Ontology annotation, cellular component: plasma membrane. The transcript is spliced from 2 exons. The record is from RefSeq and is a predicted model, not a curated record. Gene Ontology annotation, biological process: positive regulation of osteoblast differentiation; ossification; positive regulation of osteoblast proliferation. Bases 515 to 1333 code for a protein of 272 amino acids.
GGGGCUUCAUGCGGGGGAGGGAGGCCGCUCAUCUGGUUCCCAUCUAGUGGUGGCGGUGGGGCGGGGCGCCCCCAGCUUUGUCUGAGGCCCAGGGGUUCCCCGGUUGGAGCCCGGAGGUAUGGGGACAGUGCUGAUCCUUGGCGGCCUCCCGCAGAGGCCCGGGCUUCAAGGCCUGGAGCCUCCUAGAGCAGGAGGGGCUGGGAGGGUUAGAAAGCCUGGGACCAAGCACUCUGUGAGCAGGGACGAGGCCCCAGGGGACCGGGUCCUGGAGCCACCAGGGAGGGUUCCCUGGGCAGGGCUGUCCCUCUGGUCCCUCAGUCCCUCAGCGUCUCCCUCGGCCCAUCCCACCAUUUCUCCUGCACACCUGGAUCCAAACCCCAGCUCUUCUAGACAAAUCAGUUAAUCUCGCCGGGUCUCAGUUUGCUCACUUGGAAAAUGGGGAUGAUCAUAAUUACCUCCCACCCGCCGGGGACUUGGCAGGAUCCACUGAGAAAUCCCAUGUCCCUGGGGCAACAUGGUCUCCUCGGUGGUCCCCGGCCUCCUCCUCUCUCUGCUGCUGCUCCUGAGGCCCGAGCCCGUAGGGACCCACUCUGUGUCCCUGCCGGCCGCCUUCCUGGAGGACGUGGCGGGCAGCGGAGAGGCCGAGGGCUCGUCAGCCUCCUCCCCGAGCCUCCCACCGCCCCGGACCCCAGCCCUCAGCCCCACAUCCCUGGGAGCCCAGCCCACGCCGCCGCCGGGGGUCCCGGCGCCUCCCACCAACUUCCUGGAUGGGAUCGUGGACUUCUUCCGCCGCUACGUGAUGCUGAUCGCCGUGGUGGGCUCCCUGGCCUUCCUGCUCAUGUUCAUCGUCUGCGCCGCCCUCAUCGCCCGGCAGAAGCAAAAGGCCACCGCCUACUACCCGUCGUCCUUUCCCAAGAAGAAGUACGUGGACCAGAGCGACCGGGCUGGCGGCCCCCGCGUCUUCAGCGAGGUCCCCGACCGCGCUCCCGACGGCCGACCUGAGGAGGCCCUGGACUCCUCCCAGCAGCUGCAGGCUGACAUCCUGGCUGCCACGCAGAACCUCAAGUCCCCCACCAGGGCUGCCCCAGGCAGCGGGGAGGGGGCCAGGCUGGUGCAGAGCAGGCCGGAGCAGCCGGGCAGCCAGGAGGUGGCCCCUGCGGAGGAACCAGAGCUCCCCAGGGAGCCGGGCCCGGCGGGGCCCGAGGCGGCUCUGGCGGCCAGCGAGGGCCAAGGGGAGCCCGAGGGGUCUCUGUCCUUAGCCCAGGAAGCCCAGGGGUCGGCGGGUCCCCCUGAAAACACCUGUGCUUGCAGCAGCGUCUCCCCCAGCGACUAAGAGGCUCCAGAGCUGCUGGCCUUGGCCGUCAGGCGCCCCGCGGUCACUUCCUCGGGCGUGGAGAGGCCUUCAGCCCGGAACCCCCAGAGCCAUCCCCACACCGCCCUGCUCUGCACUGGUGGGGAGGCUGCCUGGGGUCCCCCGGCCUCACCAGGUUCCAGCAGCGGUCGGGCCUCGCAGCCCCAGGGGCUCCACCCCACGCACGGUUCCUCGCGGGAGGUGGAGGACAUCCGUGUCCCCGUUAGAAAACGGCCCGCGGGAUCAGCCCCAGCGAUCGGGCGACGCGGGUCCGGGGUCCCUCGGGAGGGAGCAAACCGGCUGCCUUUCUGUCGAGGCAGCCAAGAGACCGAUCCAGACGGACUAGAAGUUUCGCAAGAGGCCAGGAGGGCGGCGCGGACCGCCAGGCGGCGUCUCGGGGCUGCAGGGGGUCUGCCCGCGCCUCUCCUGGGCCCUGGGUAUUCCCGGCGUCCCUGCUCAGAGCCACGGGGGCGGAGGUGGACCUGAGGACCCUGGCGUAGAGCAUGGCAGGGCCUCAAGAGAGUCUUUCCCAAACAGGGUUCCCUGGGGUGCCCCUUGGAAACAAGAGGUCAAGGUCAAGUGCGUUCAGGCAGCUGCCUCUCUCCCCAGCCCCACCUGAGGGUCCCCGGCUUCUGACAAGUCCCCCCCGCAAACAGUCGGAUCGGGUCUGGGCUUUUGCUUGGCCUUGGCUUUUCCAAGUUUCUGUUUUCAUGUUUUACAGCUAUAAAGUACAAUCCUGUAGCCCCCCCACUCUGCAAAACACGGUUUUAAAUUUUCCCGGGUGCCCCCUGUUUCUAGUUGGUCCAGAGUCGGGGGUCGCGGGGUGUGGGGACUCAGGUCCCAUCAAAGUCGCCCCCGCAGCCUCUGCCGGGGUGUGUCUCCUCCCUUCCUGUUGGACCCCCAGAGCAGCCUGGAAGCUGGGGGUUGAAAUCCAGUUUCCGACGCCCAGCCUGGAGCAGGGGCCCCCCUGCCCCCCGCUCCCUGGUGGCCUGGCAGCCUGUCCCUGCAGCUUCCUGGGACCUCCCUGGGCUGGGCGCUGGGCCCUGUCCUGUCUGGGCAGCCUGGGGUCCCCUGCCUCGCCCCCCGGCCUCCGCCCAGCCUGCUGUGCAUAAUAAACCUUGGU